AUGAUGCUGUUAGUUGUAAUGCUUUUGGUUCUGACUCCUGCAAAUGCCGACUGGUGGGAUUCUUUGACUAACACUGUUAGUGACGGAUUUAUGUCAAUAGGAAAAUGGGUCAAAGAAACAGCCAGUCCGACAGUCAGGAAAAAAUUCAACAACGUUAAAGAGGUUUUGCAAGAUCCUAGAACUCAUCAGCGAAUUAGGGAGUUUGUAUCUGAGGUAAAAUCGUUUCAUUACUGGUGCUACCUUGCUCACUGCCAACUAAGAACCGAACUGAUACCAGAUUUGCUCUGGAAGACGCUGAACCAGUGA
Messenger RNA from Angiostrongylus costaricensis, 306 nucleotides. The record is from the annotation of a GenBank genome assembly. Lineage: Eukaryota; Metazoa; Nematoda; Chromadorea; Rhabditida; Metastrongylidae.